This is a messenger RNA of Argentina anserina (silverweed cinquefoil), 561 nucleotides long. RefSeq lists its product as uncharacterized. NCBI's taxonomy places the organism in Eukaryota, Viridiplantae, Streptophyta, Magnoliopsida, Rosales, Rosaceae. Gene Ontology annotation, biological process: mRNA splicing, via spliceosome. The record is from RefSeq and is a predicted model, not a curated record. Gene Ontology annotation, cellular component: precatalytic spliceosome; U2 snRNP. The transcript has 3 exons. The coding region runs from base 110 to 373 and encodes 87 amino acids.
GAACAAAGUAUUCCCCUUUAUUAUAAACCGAAUAGACAUCAAGGUCGCCAUUGUUGUUUUGUAGGGUUUCGUUUUAAUUUCAGAGGGCGUCGUCUUCUCCACAGCCAAUAUGCAGGCGAGUGAUCGGUUCAACAUCAAUUCGCAGCUGGAACAUCUUCAGGCCAAGUACGUGGGAACAGGGCAUGCUGACUUGCACAGAUACGAAUGGGCCGUCAAUAUUCAGCGUGAUAGCUAUGCCUCCUAUGUUGGUCAUUACCCCAUUCUCUCCUACUUUGCUCUCGCUGAGAAUGAGUCCAUUGGGAGAGAGCGCUACAACUUUAUGCAGAGAAUGCUUUUGCCCUGCGGUCCUCCCCCAGAAAGAGAAGACGAUUGAGAAUCUUCUUGUUAAGAUAAAGGCGUGAAUCUAAUGUCAUCAGUUUGGUGUUUGCUGGAAGUAAUUAUUUGCUGAAACUAUGUACUAAAUUCACCUCUCUUACUAGUUGUAAGUUUGUUUUUAUGCAUUUGGAGAUGAAUAGUUGGAAUGUAAACUUUUCAAUAACAGAUCUUAGUGCCUUUGUUAUU